CAAGCAGUGUGUCAUAAAAAAACAUAAACGUGAGGGGGUCUCUUCUUUUCACCCGCAAAAAACCUACCCCUGUCGCCUGCGAAUCACAACUUCGCCUCAAAUUCUGAUCUAUUCGCAACGAAGCCGAGCGAUAAAUCGAAUCGCAUGAUCGAUCUGAUCUGAGGCGAUAGAAUCAGAUUUUAUGAGCGAUGUUCAGUGAUCGGCGGAAGCGGGAUAUGGCCACCAAUCACGGUGGAUACCUGAACAACAACAACAAGCCUUCUUAUGGAAGAGGCGGCGGCGGAGGAAGUAUGGUGGUUCUUUCUCGGCCGAGAAGCUCGCAAAAUGCUGGGCAGAAGCUAUCAGUACCACCUCCACUGAACCUUCCUUCACUCCGUAAGGAGCAUGAGCGCGUUGAUUCAUCCGGUUCCAGCUUUCUCUCCGGAGGUGGAGUCUCUGGGAGUGGAGCUAGACCAGCUUCCUCCGGGAUGGGAUGGAGUAAGCCUGCUUCUGACCGUGUCGAAGAACCGUUGAUACGGGCUGUAGAGAAAGUUUCGACCUUGAGGGGUGAAGAUUUUCCAUCUCUCAAGGCCUCUCUACCUUCAGCUUCUUCAGUGUCUGAGACACAGAAACAUAAAGAUGGUCUGAAUCAGAAUCAGAAUCAGAAACAGAAUCAGAAGCGAGAAGAGUUUCCGAAAGAGAACAGAGCUGUGAGACCUCAGAACCGGUUCUUAGGUAAUGAAGAGUUGAGCGAGAGACCUAGUUUUUCAGAUGGGGUGAAGAAAAAGGAUUACCUUCUUCCAGGCCCAUUGCCUAUUGUUCGUAUGUCCCCGCGGUCCGAUUGGGCUGACGAUGAGCGCGACACUAGUCACGGCUUCAGAGAUAGAGAUUACGGCUAUUCAAAGAGUGAACCAGUAGUAGUAAGGGAGGCCAAUGCUUGGAGAGCCUCCUCACCUCUCCAAAACGAAGUUGCAAAUAACAAUAAUAAUAAUAACAAUAGAGGUAUUUACGGAGCAAGGCCGAAUAGUAGAGGCAGAGAAGGUCUUAAGAAAAGUAACUACGUCUUGUCAGGACCAAGAGAUAAUGUUUGGAAUAGCUCCGGAGCUAGAGAGGCUCAUGGAGGAGGAAGGCAACCAUGGAGUAAUAACAAUGGAGUUGAUCAUCAGAAUAGAGAUAAACGCCCUUUAUUCAAGAACGACAAACCUCAUGUGGAAGAUCAUUUCGGCGACUCUGGAUUCGAUGUCCACGAUCCUUUCCCGGUACUUGGCGUUGCCAAAAAGAAGAAAGAGGCUUUGAAGCAUUCGGAGUUCCACGACCCCGUCCGGGAGUCAUUCGAGGCUGAGCUCGAGCGGGUUCAGAAGAUGCAGGAAGAGGAGCGCCGGAGAAUCAUCGAGGAGCAGGAGAGGGUGAUCGAGCUAGUUAGAACUGAAGAAGAGGAGAGGCUGCGGCUGGCUCGGGAGCAAGACGAGCAGCAGAGCAGGUUAGAGGAAGAGGCCAGAGAAGCCGCCGUUAGAAACGAGCAGGAGAGGCUAGAAGCCGCGAGGAGGGCGGAGGAGCUGAGGAAGUCGAAAGAAGAGGAGAAGCAUAAGCUGAUCUUGGAGGAGGAGAGGAGGAAGCAGGCUGCCAAGCAGAAGCUUCUAGAGUUGGAAGAGAAGAUCUCGAGGAGACAAGCCGAAGCCGCCAAAGGAUGCAGCAACUCUUCAGAGGAUGUUGUUAAAGAGAAAGAGUCUUCAGAUGUUGAUUGGGAAGACAGCGAGAGGAUGGUGGAUAGGAUCACUACUUCAUCAGCUUCUAGAGACGGCUCCUUUGGGUUCCAGGAUAGGCACAAGCCCUUUUGGAGAAAGGAAGAUGUAGAGAGUGGUGGCAACUCGAGGUUUAUUGAGAAUGUUCCGCAGAGAGAUGUAGGUGAAGGUUUCCCCAAGGAGUUCUUUGGGACAGCUGGAUACAUCGGCAAUGCAAAUUCCUACUUCAAACCUGGAUUCCCCGAGCAUUCAGUUGAUCAGAGCUGGAGAACUCCUGGAGACGGAAGAUCCUACGGUAGAAACUACGGGAUGGAACAACCAGAACCAGAGCAGCAGCAGUAUGGUAAUAACCCCGGGUGGGGACAAAGCCAGAGCCGUGGACGCCGCGGUGGUGCAUACCCUUCUUAUCCGGAGAAGCUGUAUCCGAAUCAUGAGGAGGAUGAUUACUACCCUUUUGGAAGACCAAAGUAUUCAGUCAGGCAGCCACGUGUACUCCCCCCUCCUCCGCAGGAGUCUAGGCAGAAGCUGCCCUUCAGAAGCGAGGCUGAGCACCAUCCUGGCCCCUCGACGUCUGUUCUCGCCAGCUAUAUUGGGGAUCUUCAAGACCAUCAUCAUGUGAUGUCGGGAACUGGUAUGGAUGAUCAUCGUUUCGAUAGCAAGCUGACCAGAAGAUGCGACUCUCAGUCUUCGCUUUCCAUCACCAGCACGCCUGAUUCACUUGUUCAUAUCUCUCAUGAUGAUUUGGACGAAUCAGGGAACUCAUCUGUGUUGGUAUCUUCCAGAAAGGGAGACGGUGAUGCUGGGAAGGAUAGUUUGAUGAAUGCUACGUGUCCUGUGUCUUGUUGGGAUAACGAAGAGUGGGCUCUUGACAACAACGAACGGUUGCAGGAGCAAGAAGAGUACGACGAAGAUGAAGAUGGGUACCAGGAGGAGGAUAAAGUCCAAGGAGUUGAUGAGAACAUUGAUCUUACACAAGAGCUUGAAGAACUGCAUCUCCAAGAGAAAGACUCUAACCUAGUCUUGGGCUUUAACGAAGGAGUCGAGGUUGAGAUACCUAGUGAUGACUUAGAAAAAUGUCAACAGAAAGACAGUUUCUUAGACGGUGAAAGACCUUGUAGCUGUGAUGAACAAGCCGCCAAACCUGCUGAAGUUUCUGAUAAUGCGUCUACGAGCUUUCAGGGUACUGAAACCAACUCAGCGAGUUACCCAACAGUUUCUACUCAUCUUGUGGCACCGCCUUACAGCAUUGGUCUGCACCAGUCACAUGUACCUUCUGCUUCAGCACAGAUGGAGGAUCGUGUUCAGUUUCAGUUUGGAUUGUUUUCUGGUCCAUCACUGAUACCUUCUCCUUUCCCUGCCAUACAGAUUGGUUCCAUCCAAAUGCCUCUUCCUCUUGAUCCUCAGUUCGGCUCCUCGCUUACUCAUAUCCAACAGCCUCAGUCACCAUUCAUUCAAUUUGGUCAGCUAGGAUACACAUCCCUAAUAACCCAAGGGGUACUCCCACCACCUCAAAAUCCUGGAUCCAUGGCCACUGGCCAGCUUGGUCAAGGUAGAAAUGCAGCAGCGCCUGCCUCAAACCCUCAGAUCAGUGUUCUUAGGAGACCAGUGGAUGUUUCUGAUGGGAACAAACUAAAGAAUGCCAAUAUCUCUCCAGCGAGCGGUGAGGUUGCUGUGCCGCCACCUCAUAAGCAAGGAGAGUUCUCUGGUAAGUCCGAACCAGCCUCGAGAAAAAUGAGCCAUGGAAGAUCAAAUUUUGCUGAUAGACAAACAGGAGGAGGCCAAGUAGUUAGUAGAAAUUCUGGCGGCACUGGUGAGGCUUCUCGGGGAGAUGCUGGUGGUUAUAGAAGAUAUCAACGUCAAAGGGUUGAGUUUAGGGUUCGGGAAUCAAACUGGCCUUCUGAGGAGAAUCGAAAUGGCAAUGGAAAGUCUCAAAAUUCUAACAAAAGUGGGAGUAGAAAGUAUGUUGUGUCCAAGUCCCAGAAGUAUUCCUCAGAUAGCUCAGUGUCUGGUUCGAAUUCUGUUCAGAAAGUUGAAGGUCCUAGUGAUGAUAAUGAUGAUGAUUUUAUUGAGGUGAGAUCGAAAAGACAAAUGCAUAAUGAUCGUCGUGAACAGAGAGAGAAAGAAAUAAAGGAAAAGUCCCAGGCGUCAAAGGCAUCCAGGAAACCUCGGUCAACUGUGCAGAACAGUACUGCUGCAGCCAGGUCCAACAGAAGUCCACCAGGUGGCAGGGUUGUGAACACUAAGCAGAUUAAUCCUGUCUCCAACAGACAUCUGUUAGCCCCAAUAGGCACACCUUCUCCUAAAACAGAUUCUCAUGGUGAUGAAAAAACUGGGAGCAGCAGGUACUUUCCUCUAUUUGAUCAAAUGUAUGAUCGUGUUUUGUGUUCACAGAGAUUAUCCCUGAUCAAAUGCGUUUGUGUUCACAGAGAUAUCCCUGAUCACAAUCCAGCGUCAAGUUUUGUAUUCAGCAACAAAAAUAAUGUUCAAACGUCUGUGGGGACUUGGAGCAACCAACUCACCGAUCAGCCGGUAAUGGCCCUAACCCAGAGUCAGCUUGAUGAAGCCAUGAAACCUGCGUCUCUUCUUUCAUGUGUUUCUGUUGAGAAUGGUGUCAACCGAAUUAGCGAGCCAAAUCCUAAAUCAACCUCCUCUGUCGCGCCGCAGAAGAACAAUACUUUUCCAAGCCCAGUAAACUCAUUACUUGCAGAAGGCAAAAUCCAAUUUGGGGCAGUUACAUCUUCUUCCUCUGUUAUUCCUCCUUGUGGUGAGAACAACAGUUCUUUAUACUUUGAAAAGGAUAGAGCCCCAUCAUCAUCCACUGGCAUGGAGAUUUGUGAAGCAGAAGCUGCUGCGUCAGCCAUUGCCGUUGCAGCCAUAACUAGUGAUGAAACCGGUGGGAGUACUGGUUCUGUAUUACCUGCUGAAACCAAAGUUUAUGGAGGAACAAGUGGCACUGUUGUGGCGCAGCCUAGUCUAUCAAAAGCUGAAGAGUCUCUCACUGUUUCUCUCCCAGCAGAUCUUUCAGUGGAAACGCCAAUCUCUCUGUGGCCACCAGUGCCAAGUCCACACAACUCAAACCAAAUGAUCAGUCACUUUCCUCAAGCCCCUCCUCAUUUCCCUUUCUAUGAUAUGAACCCCAUGUUGAGAGGACCUAUCUAUGCCUUUGGCCCACACCAUGACUCGGGAGCAAACCAACCACAGUCUCAGAAAGGUCCUUCCGGUCCACCUACGACGUGGCAGCAGCAGCAGGGUCAUUCGGGAGUAGAUUCCUUCUACGCUCCUGCCGGUUUCACUGGUCCUUUCCUAACUCCACCUGGUGCUAUACCUCCUGGAGUUCAGGGCCCUCACAUGUUUGUUUAUAACCACUUUGCACCCGUUGGACAGUUUGGAGGGUUGAGUUUCAUGGGCACAACUUACAUCCCGUCUGGGAAACAACCGGAUUGGAAGCACAACCCUAUGGUGUCUUCUUCUCAGGCUGGAGGAGAUGGUGGUGAUGUGAACAAUCCAAAUGUGUCUCCCAUGCAGUGUAACGUUGUGCCUGCUUCUCUUCAACACCUUGCUAUGCCUUCUCCUCUUGCCAUGUUUGAACCAUCCCCUUUCCAGUCUUCUUCUUCUCAGGAGAUGCCUGUUCGAGCACGGUGGCCUUAUAUGCCGUUUCCGGGCCCCCCAACAAUGCAAAUCCAGAAUCAGCAGGAAGCAGCAGUCGAUGGCUCACCAUCUCAGUUUAACAACAACAACAACAUGCUUCCUCCUCCCGCCAACAGAUAUCCAAACAUCCAAACACCCACGGUGGCAGAUGCAGUGGACUCCUCAAACUCUUACGGUUCUGCUUCACAACCAAAACCUAUCACCACCUUGUCCGAUCCCAACACUCAGAAUCCAGCUAAUCCUGCCUUCAAGCCAUCACGAACACCACAACAACAACAACAGCAACAAUCCUCCCAGGAGAAGAACACACAGUCUCAGCAUGUUGGUGGGUCCAGCCACCACAAUCAACAUCAACACCAGCAUAACAGAAGGUCAGGCUUCCAUGGGAGAAACCAGGCCGUAACUAGAGAGAGAGGCUACCAUAACAACACAAAGGUGAAGCAAAUUUAUGUGGCUAAGCAGAGUAGUAGUAACAGCAACAACGCAUCUGCCUCUGCCUCUUCCACCACAACCACUUCGCCUUCAAUAUGAUGGGUGGUCAUUAUCAUUAUCCAUAUGUCCGCUUAAGAUUAUAUGAACACAAGUCAAAUAACAUAAGCAGCUUUGGCUUCAUAAGGAGAUGUCCUUCUUUUUGUAUUUCUCAUUGGAUAAAAAUAGAUUUGUCUUAUUUGCUCUCGUUUGGGGUUUCGCUAUAUGGAACUUUGGUAUCAUUAGUUUUGAAUUUAUGUUUUGGGUGAAAUACCUUAUUCAUAGUUCCAAUGUUUUCCCCAUAAUAUAUAUCUCUUGUCAACAUUGUCUUGUAUUA
Molecule: messenger RNA, 6174 nt
Organism: Brassica oleracea var. oleracea
Lineage: Eukaryota; Viridiplantae; Streptophyta; Magnoliopsida; Brassicales; Brassicaceae
Exons: 7
Coding region: 189-5900 (1903 amino acids)
Source: RefSeq, a predicted model, not a curated record